Messenger RNA from Nannospalax galili (Upper Galilee mountains blind mole rat), 3247 nucleotides. It is a transcript of the gene Rbbp8, whose product is annotated as RB binding protein 8, endonuclease. Bases 385 to 3150 code for a protein of 921 amino acids. The record is from RefSeq and is a predicted model, not a curated record. Gene Ontology annotation, cellular component: site of double-strand break. The transcript has 20 exons. Gene Ontology annotation, biological process: DNA double-strand break processing involved in repair via single-strand annealing; double-strand break repair via homologous recombination. Gene Ontology annotation, molecular function: double-stranded DNA binding; flap-structured DNA binding; Y-form DNA binding. Lineage: Eukaryota; Metazoa; Chordata; Mammalia; Rodentia; Spalacidae.
AGCUCCUCGGCCGCCCUCCCCCAUCACCCGCUGUCACCAGGGUCCAUAAGGACCGACCCGCCGCGCGACAGGAGGAAGGGGCGUGACGCCCCGGGAACUCCCGCGUGACGUCGCAGGACUCCCGGGCGGCCUGGGCGCGCCGCCGCCCUCGGGCCUUCCCGCACUCCGGGGCGGCUCAGGCCGUCCCCUACCGUCCGCCGUCUGCUGAAGGGACGCGACGGAGGGACGGCAUCGGCGAGCUGCUGGCCCUGCGAGGCCGGACGACGUCCGCUUGCCUCCUGGUGCUGGUGUUUCAGCUAUCUAAAAAGAACUUCACACCUGUGUAAUGUUAUAGGAAAGGUGGAAAAACGUUAAGCAAGUAGAGGGCGGAGCCUGUCAAGCAAGAUGAGCAUCUCUGGAAGCAGUUGUGGGAGCCCCAGUUCUGCAGAUGUAGCCAAUGACUUCAAGGAACUUUGGACAAAACUAAAAGAGUAUCAUGAUAAAGAAGUGCAAGGUUUACAAAUAAAAGUGACCAAACUGAAAAAGGAACGAAUUUUAGAUGCACAAAGACUAGAAGAAUUCUUCACCAAAAAUCAGCAGCUGAGAGAGCAGCAGAAAGUCCUACAGGAAACCAUUAAAGUUUUAGAAGAUCGGCUGCGAGCAGGACUGUGUGAUCGCUGUGCAGUAACUGAAGAACACAUGCGGAAAAAGCAGCAGGAGUUUGAAAAUAUCCGACAGCAGAAUCUUAGACUUAUCACAGAGCUGAUGAAUGAAAAGAACAAUCUUCAGGAAGAAAAUAAAAAGCUUUCUGAACAACUGCAGCAGAAAAUUGAAAAUGAUCAACAGGAUCAAGUAGCUGAACUUGAGUGUGAAGAAAAUGUCAUUCCAGAUUCACCAAUAACAGCCUUUUCAUUUUCUGGCAUUAACCGGCUACGAAGAAAGGAGAAUCUCCACGUUCGAUACAUAGAACAAACACACUCUGUAUGUACAAAUGAAUUAAAUGUUUCCAAGGCUUCAGCUCCUGUACCAUAUAACUCUAAGGAAAAUGAAAUUCUAGUAGCUGACACUUGUGAUCAAAGUCAGUUGCCACUGUCAAAAAUACGUGGAACAAACAAUUAUCCCACUGAUAAGUCAUCUUUUAAUUUAGCUACGGCUGUUGCUGAAACACCUUCACUUACCGUUCAAGAAGAAUCUGAACCUCAGGAUCCUAUGAGCCCUCUUGGGGAUGAACCCUACCACUGUCUAGAAGGAGAGCAGAAGAAACAGCCUUUUGAGGAAUCUACAAGAAGUAGUGAAGAUAACUUAAGAUUUUCAGAUUCUACUUCAAAGACUUCUCCCCAAGAAUUGACUACUCGGGCAUCAUCUCCUGUAUUUGGAGCUACGUCUAAUGUGAAAACUCAUUUGAGUUUGAAUACAAGUUUCUCACCUUCUCUUUUAGACACUGGGAAAAAAACCCUGAAAGCAGCUCGUUUUAGCAGUAUUUCUGUUUCUAAAUCAGAGAAAGCUAGAUCAAAAUCUGAAGAUAAUGCCCUUUUCACACAUCAUUGUCUUGGGUCUGAAGUGAACAAAGUCAUUAGCCACUCAUUUCCUAAUAAACAGAUACUUAUAAGUAAAAAUGUAAGUGAAUGCAUAGAUGAACAGGAUAGCACUAAUUUCAUUAAAGAUGCUGUUACUGAUAAACAUAUGGUGCCUCUGAAAUCCCUGGGAGGCAGAGCGUCCAAAAGGAAGAAGACUGAAGAAGAAAGUGAACACAAAAACUGCCCUCAGACCUGUUUUGACAAAGAAAAUACUUUUCCUCUGGAGAAUCAGUUUUCCACAAAUGGAGACCAUGUGAUGGAUAAACCUCUGGAUCUCUCAGAUCGGUUUUCAGCUAUUCAUAGUCAAGAGAAAAGCCAAGGAAAUGAAGCCUCUAAAAACAAACUUAAGCAAGUGACUAUUUAUGAGGCUUUGAAGCCCAUUCCAAAGGGCUCCUCCUCAAGCCGUAAAGCCUUGAGUGGGAGCUGCAUGUUAGUCAGAGAUUCCCCGGAGGAAUCCUGUUUACAGGAGCGUAUCCACCAGUCCUCUAGUAAAUUCUCUCCAGACCAUAAAACACCACUACAAAUAAAAGAAGAGAAUCCUGUCUUCAAAAUCCCUCUAUGUCCACAUGAAAGUUUGGAGACAGAGAAUCUUUUUGAUGACCUGAAGGCUGCUAGUUCUCUGGCGCCAAUAAGAGUAAAAAACAGAUCAGUCCAUGGAGGAUGUGAGCUCGCAUCAGUUCUUCAGUUAAAUCCCUGUAGAAUUGCUAAAACGAAGUCUCUGCAAAACAACCCAGAUGUAUCCUUUGAAAAUAUCCAGUGGAGUAUAGAUCCAGGAGCAGACCUUUCUCAGUAUAAAAUGGAUGUGACUGUAAUAGAUACAAAGGACAGCAGUCAGUCACAAUUAGGAGGAGAGACCGUGGACAUGGACUGUACAUUGGUCAGUGAGACCAUGCUUUUAAAAAUGAAGAAGCAAGAGCAAAAGGAAAAUAGUCCAAAUGGAGAAAGAAAAAUGAAUGAUAGCUUGGAAGAUAUGUUUGAUCGGACAAUGCAUGAAGAAUAUGAAUCCUGUUUGGCAGAUAGUUUCCCCCAGGUACCAGAUGAGGACUUAGCUCCUGCCUCCAAGGAACCAAACAUACAUGGUGAUAAACAAGAUAAGGUCAAACAGAAAGCAUUUGUGGAGCCCUAUUUUAAAGACAAAGAGAGUCUAAAAGAAAAACAAAAAAAGAUUUUGAGACAGGAAAGUCACCAUGUAACUCUGGCUGUCCUAGAACCCACAUACGUAGACAAGACUGACUUCAAACUUACAGAGAUCUACCUAGAUGCUAGCAUACAAAAUUUUCCUCAUAUUGAGGUGAUUCGGAAAAAAGAAGAGAGAAGAAAAUUGCUUGGGCACACAUGUAAGGAAUGCGAAAUUUAUUAUGCAGAUAUGCCAGCAGAAGAAAGAGAAAAGAAACUGGCUUCCUGCUCACGACAUCGAUUUCGCUACAUUCCACCCAGCACACCGGAGAAUUUCUGGGAAGUUGGUUUUCCUUCCACUCAAACAUGUAUGGAAAGGGGUUACAUUAAGGAAGAUCUUGAUCUUUGCCCUCGUCCAAAAAGACGGCAGCCUUACAAUGUAAUGUUUUCUCCAAAAGGCAAGGAACAGAAGACUUAGAUGCUGAAGGAAAAGGAGAAGAUGGCUUUGUUUUUCCAUUUUAGUUAUUUAUAGUUAAAGUUGGUAAUAAACAUUGAUUUUUUUGAUCUUCUGUAAA